AUGUCUCCCGCAGCUGCUCACGGUUCCGCAUCCAACGAUGUCAAGAAGGAAUCAGGUACUGCUCGUCUUCUUGGCUCAGGAUCCGCUGGUAUUGCCGAACUCCUCGUUUUCCACCCCAUUGAUACCACGACGAAGCGUUUGAUGAGCAACCAGACUCGGAUCACAUCUGCCAGUGAAUUCAACAAAGUCGUCUUCAAGGAAUACGCCAAUGCCCCCGCGGGCCGCAAGUUCACGUCUCUCUUCCCUGGUCUUGGUUAUGCCGCUGGUUACAAGGUUCUCCAGCGUAUCUACAAGUACGGUGGUCAGCCGUUCGCUCGCGACUACCUGGCCAAGAACUACGGCGGUGACUUUGAUAAGGCCUUUGGAAAGGGUACCGGCAAGGCCAUCAUGCACGCCACGGCUGGUAGUGUGAUCGGCAUUGGUGAAAUCGUCCUGCUCCCCCUGGACGUGCUGAAGAUCAAGCGUCAGACAAACCCUGAGGCUUUCCGUGGCCGUGGCCUCUUCAAGAUCAUCUCCGAUGAGGGUAUGGGACUUUACCGUGGCGCUGGCUGGACUGCGGCUCGUAACGCUCCCGGAUCUUUCGCUCUUUUCGGUGGAUCUGCUUUUGCCAAGGAAUACAUCUACGCCCUACAGGACUACAACAAGGCCACCUGGUCUCAGAAUUUCGUCGCUUCCGUCUGCGGUGCGAGCGCCUCUCUCAUCGUCUCCGCUCCUCUCGACGUGAUCAAGACUCGUAUCCAAAACCGCAACUUCGAGAACCCCGAGUCCGGCUUCCGCAUUGUCUCCAACAUGAUGAAGCACGAGGGUCCCACCUCUUUCUUCAAGGGUCUGACGCCCAAGCUGCUGAUGACCGGACCUAAGCUCGUUUUCAGCUUCUGGCUGGCUCAGACGUUGAUUCCUGCCUUUGGCCAGAUUGUAUAA
Molecule: messenger RNA, 921 nt
Organism: Aspergillus mulundensis
Lineage: Eukaryota; Fungi; Ascomycota; Eurotiomycetes; Eurotiales; Aspergillaceae
Product: putative mitochondrial GTP/GDP transporter Ggc1
Exons: 6
Coding region: 1-921 (306 amino acids)
Cellular component (GO): mitochondrion
Molecular function (GO): guanine nucleotide transmembrane transporter activity
Source: RefSeq, a predicted model, not a curated record